UUGCGCUCGUUUGUUGCAUAACUUUAUUCAUUUAUUGGCUUUAACUUGGGCUCUUCAACCAGUAAGUUAAAUUAAGAUUUCGUCGUAUGUGGUUUCUGCGUGACACGAUCUGAAUUUAAUCCAUGAAGCGUAAAAUGAAGAGAACGGCUGGAUCUAAAAACAAACGAAAAUCAGAAACAGGAAAAUGUUUGUAUAAAAAGUCCAAAGUUGAAAAAGACCUCGAAUCAGAAAACAUACCUCCUUGUUCAACUCCUUUGCAAAAUAAACCUGUAAGGGACCAUGUAAGGACAAUUUUAGCUCAUACUCCUUCACAUUUGAAUGUCACUGCUUCAGCGGAUCAAGGAAGUCCAGUCAGUGCUCCAACAAUUAGCCAGACAAGUGUGAAGGGAAACCUAACUAUAAAUCAAAACUUUACAGUGGUCUUGCAGAAUCCCUCUGAUGGUUAUCCUUUGCCUGAGAAUCACUCAGAUGUAAAAGAGGGGACAUGUGAUGACUAUCAAAUUCUGCCUUCACACAACACUGAACAGGUCCCUCAAAAAUGUGAAAGCUCUCAUCGUCGGAGACACUUGUCCUUCAAAAGUUGUCUGGAGCAACAUACAUUAACUCUUGCAGAGGUGAAAAAGGACACAAAUCACUUAAGAGAGGUUACUGUUACCGGAAAGAUUUUAGACAUUCAGCCUGAAAUCAGCAUUCUGCAGAAUGAAGAAGGGAUACAUUAUUCUCAUUAUAUUCUGUAUGAUACCACUGCAAAAGUUCACUUGAGUUUAGCAGAGAAAUUUAUUGUAACCGUCAAUCAGUGGUAUAUAUUUAAAAGUCUUUCUAUCUGUGACUUUGGCAAGGGAAAUGUGCUUUGUUCAACUGAACUCACAACACUGGAGUCAUUUACUCCUUUAGACAAUCUACAGGAGUCUGAAGAGACCGUCGUCUCAGGGAAGGUCACUGAGGCAUUAUUGACCUUUGAAUAUAUUUGUUCAUGCGGUGCCACGCUCUCUUUCUCAAAUGCCAAGUUGUUCCGUAUUAAAUGCAACAAGUGCAGAAAAAGCUGCAGGUGUGAAAAUGUUCAAAACAGAGCCAAGGCCAAUGUAACCAUCAAACAGCCCAAUGGAACAGACCAGAGAGUGGUGUUAAAUGAUGCACUGCUGCACUCCAUUUUCAACUUUAAGAGAGAGGGAUACUGUGACAGUCAGCAGCUAGAGGACCAUCUGCUGAGAGCUGAGAUAAUGACUGUUGUCUGUGUGGAUGAUGAGCCUCGGCGUGUGCAAAUAGAAGCAGUGGAAAAAGCAAAGGAUGUGGCAAAAAAAUCAUUUUUUUCUAGAUGCUGUGUCAUUUGAAGCCUUUUUCCUUAAAGGGUUAGUUUGUUCCAAACCCAUUAGAAAUGAGUUUGUCUUUGGAACACAAAUGAAGAUAUUUUAAUGAUACCUGAGAGAUUUCUGUCUAUCAAUUUAAAGACUAUUCACCCACAACUCUGACGCUCUGAAUGUUAAUAAAAAAGAACAACUAAUAAAUCCAUAUGAAUUAAGCAGUUUAAUCCAAGUCUUCUGAAGAGACAUGAUCACUUUAUAUGAUGAACAGCUUUAAUUUGGGCUUUUAUUCACAUGAUAAUUGAUCAGCAAUCAAACAGAAGGUUAUGCCUGCUUGUCGUG
Molecule: messenger RNA, 1643 nt
Organism: Sinocyclocheilus rhinocerous
Lineage: Eukaryota; Metazoa; Chordata; Actinopteri; Cypriniformes; Cyprinidae
Exons: 8
Coding region: 123-1331 (402 amino acids)
Source: RefSeq, a predicted model, not a curated record